AUGCCUUUCUCGCGGAACCCAUGUUCGAUUUCUCCCGAAAAACUUCCAUUUUUGUCAAGGCCACAGGAGGUUACGAAUGGUGGAAUAAUGGGCGAAGUUGAUUACAAGGCUGGGUUUUGGGAGCAGCCUGAUGGAAUGGGGUAUAGGCCGUGUUUGGAUUUUAGUGGGAGAUAUAAAGCAGAGAGUGAUGGGAUUGUGAAGGAUAGGAGCAAGUACUUGUUGGUGGUUGUUUCUGGUGGGAUUAAUCAGCAGAGGAAUCAGAUUGUCGAUGCUGUUGUUAUUGCAAGGAUUCUUGGGGCUGCUUUGGUUGUGCCCAUCUUGCAAGUCAAUGUUAUCUGGGGUGAUGAAAGUGAAUUCUCUGAUAUAUUCGAUUUGGAUCAUUUCAAGAGCGUUUUGGCAAAUGAUGUACGAAUAGUUUCUUCGCUACCUUCGACUCAUCUGAUGACUCGGCCGGUGGAGGAGAAGAGGACUCCUCUUCAUGCGUCUGCCGAGUGGAUUCGUUCGCGUUAUCUUAAAAGGAUCAAGAGAGAUGGCGUACUUUUAUUACGUGGUUUAGACUCGAGACUUUCUAAGGAUCUUUCUUCAGACCUUCAAAAGCUCCGAUGCAAGGUUGCCUUCCUUGCUUUGAGAUUCGCCCCGCACAUCUCAGAACUUGGGAAGAAGCUAACAGAACGAAUGAGAAGCAAAGGACCUUAUAUGGCCCUUCAUCUACGAAUGGAAAAGGAUGUGUGGGUAAGAACAGGAUGCCUUCCUGGCCUUACUCCACAUUAUGAUCAAAUGAUUAACAACGAGCGAAAAGCACGUCCCAAGCUCUUGACUUCAAGAUCAAACAUGACAUAUCACGAACGGAAACUUGUUGGCUUAUGUCCCUUGAAUGCUUUAGAAGUCGCAAGGUUGCUCAAAGCUUUGGGAGCUCCUAAAAGUGCACGGAUAUAUUGGGCUGGCGGGAUUCCAUUAGGAGGGAAAGAAGCUUUGUUGCCAUUGACAAGUGAGUUUCCUUAUUUCUACGAUAAGAAGGAUCUUUCAUUGGCAGGGGAGCUGGAGCCAUUUGCGAACAAGGCUUCUGUUAUGGCAGCCAUUGAUUACAUAGUCUGUGAGGAAAGUGAUGUUUUCAUGGCAUCCCAUGGUGGGAAUAUGGGCCAUGCCAUCCAGGGUGACAGGGCAUUUGCAGGGCACAAGAAGACGAUUAUACCGAACAAAAGACAGAUGCUAUGGCAUUUCAUGGACUCAAAUUUAACUGAAUCAGAGUUCAAGAUAAUAAUGGGUUUGCAUCGCGAUUCGUUUGGGCAGCCUGAGCUCAGGACAAGCAAAGCCGGGAGGGACGUCACAAAGUAUCCUGUACCAGAGUGCAUGUGUAAUAACACAACCAUCACAACUUCUUCCAUCUAA
Striga hermonthica is the source of this 1389-nucleotide messenger RNA. Lineage: Eukaryota; Viridiplantae; Streptophyta; Magnoliopsida; Lamiales; Orobanchaceae. The record is from the annotation of a GenBank genome assembly.